GAGCACGUGAAAACCCGCUGGAAGACAUUACGUGAUCGAUUCAAGAAAGAGGAGAAAAAGGAGAAGAUGACAGGCAAGCCAGCCACAUGGGUGUUUCAAAAGCCCUUGCGUUUCAUUCAAACUCUGCCUAAGGAACGAGUAUCGGAUGAUAGCGCAGUAGCGGUGAAAGAGGAACAACCGGACAAUGGUCAUAUCUCUCCCAUGGAGACUGCUAUCUCAUUCAUAAAGCAGGAGAUAAGCCGUGCGGCUGAGGCUGCGGUUGAGCCGCCUUCUUCAUCUGAUGCAGCCAUAGAAUCUCCUUCAAUGACACCGUUGUCUAAUCAAGAUCCUUGCUACCUUCCGCCUUCUGAAAAACGCCCGCGGGUUAGUCUCACUGACCAUAUUCUUCCCAUUCCUCCAAGCCGACUUCUAGCCCCACCAAUAUGGCAGAGAAUUGAGGAUGAGGAGGACGAAAUGUUUGGUCAUAUGGUUGCACUUCGUCUUUCGAAGCUUAAUCCUAAAGCGAAAGAAAUGGCUAAGAUGCGAGUCAUGCAAGUCCUGUUUGAAGCGCAAUUCGGUGCACAGUCAUGA
Molecule: messenger RNA, 570 nt
Organism: Strongylus vulgaris
Lineage: Eukaryota; Metazoa; Nematoda; Chromadorea; Rhabditida; Strongylidae
Source: the annotation of a GenBank genome assembly